This is a messenger RNA of Cladocopium goreaui, 1568 nucleotides long. The record is from the annotation of a GenBank genome assembly. Lineage: Eukaryota; Dinophyceae; Suessiales; Symbiodiniaceae.
AUGAUUAAAGCUUUGAGAUGGGGAUACAAACAGUUGCAGAUUCAAGCUUUUGGGGUGGCCUUUGGGUCAUUGCUGAACUCGUUUCAAACGAACAUUCCCCAUGACAGGCGUGAAAGUUUGCCUUUCAGCUUGUACAUCUUAUCACAAUUUGAACGACAUAUCUUGGUGCGGGAAACUUCACAAGAUGAAAUUUUGAUUCUGGGGGCUUUCUUGCUGCUCCUUUUCUCAGGACUGAGAUUUGCGGACUUACAACGUACUGCACCUACAUCUUUGCAAUGGGAUGGUGCUAUCCUCAGAGGAUUGGCCUGGCGUACCAAGACAUCGUCAGCAGGAACCCCGUUCGGGGCUGUGGCAAUUCAUGGUGGAUGGAGACCAGUUACACCACUCUCCAGGGGUGGACAAAUUCCUCUGAUAGAGCCGGAUUUUUCAUUGGAAAAAUACAACAAGACGGCAGCAGAUCACUCUUGGGGUUUCUUGCAAUUUCAUGGACAGAAAUUUGCUUUGCCUGAACAAGGCCCUGCACUUCCAGCUGCAGGCAUUGAGGAAGUGGAAGCUUCCUCCUCAUCCGACUCAGGUGAGAGUGACAGCUCGUCCAGCUCAUCGGCAUCCAAGCCUUCAGCAAAGCCCACCAAGAAAACUGAGGAGUUGCAAUUGAGUGGAACUCAGAGCUUGUGCGGCCAUUCGGGCUGCCGCAAGGGUUGGACUUCCGUUCCCCCACAAAAGGUGGAUCAAUUGUUGGAUGAUGGAUGGACCACAGAGCAUUUUGCCUUGUGUGCCACUUCACUGGAAGAUUUCGAUGCAGUCAUGACGGACCUUUUUGACACUAGUCUGAGUCCUCUUCACAAGGCUUCUUUGCGGCUUGCAUGGAAGAGAUGUCAGUCAUCAUCCAAUCAGGGCGCAGUGGCUCCCACACCAGCAAUGGCCAGCCCGGAAGUGGCAGCUCAACCAUUGGCUGGAUCAUGGUCAGAGACAUUUGCACCGAAGCUCACGUCAGCGAACGUCAGCCAGAUUAAGGCGGCUUUCAAGAAGAAUUACCCGGCAGAAGUCCUUUUGCCGGAGAAUUUGCCAAGCCUUCGACUUCUGUCUAUGGUAGUCCAUCAGAAGAACAAGCAAGAUUUUAAAUGGAUUCCCUGGAAGUAUAGACUCACAUCAGCGAAAUGUGACGAGCUGACAUCGUCCAAGUCGUCAAAGAUGGCUCGAGCUGAAGGUAUCCAGCUCCAUUCCAUUUUAAUGGAUGAGCCCCCUGCGAUGGAGAUCUCGAACGGUGGGCUUGGUCUUCAUGCUCUUCGACAGAUGUUCGAAACAUUUGCAUUUGCCAUGGCCAUGGCGGAAGUUUGUCAUCUUUCAUCUCUCAAAGCCUACUACCUGAAGUUCCUGUCUUUGAUGACACAGAAAUUUGACGCGGACACCGGGUUGAGAGGGCCGACCAUUUUGGAGGCUCAGGUGGCCGACAAGGCCCUGAUGACCACAGCCAUUGACCUUGUUAUGGAGAGAUCUUGGACGUGGGACGAUGCACUAUAUGAAGUUACACACAUUCGUGCAGAUCUCACCUCGUUGCUGCAACCUAG